ACAAAGUACUUCUCUAAUAUUUUUGUGGCAUAGUUUUACUACUAUCAAAUAAUUUGUUGCUUGUGGCAACCAAUGCAAUGUUUAUACAAUGAAAAUACAAACAAAAUAUAUUGUUCGACGUAAAGAUGUUUAUUGUUUGAGGAAGCAGACAAUCCUAUUUGUGGGACCAAAUAUUCGUUUGUUUGCUCUAUUUCAAAAGACAAGUUUGCCUCAAUUAAAAAAAUUGUAUUAGAUCCAAAGAAUUCAUUUUUCUCUCUUUACCGACACAUGGUCGAUGUAUUGGCAUUCUAAGGAUUAGUCGCAUGUAAAAAAUGGAACGUGGAUAUAACAGCGUAAAAUCAAAAUGGGAUCAAUAUCGAUGGCGCCAAAAAAUAAAGAAAAUAGCAGUAAUAGGCGGAAGAAGCAGGAGGACGAGGACGACGAGGAUUAUCGAAAGCGAAGGGAUCGAAAUAAUCAAGCUGUGAAGCGAUCCAGGGUGAAGAGCAAAUUACGCACGGAACAUACCCAAAAGCGGGUUACCCAACUGAAGAUAGAGAAUGGAUUACUGGAGGAGAAGAUCAAGAUGCUUACUAAGGAGCUAGGCUUCCUCAAGGAUCUCUUCCUCGCGCAUACAGGUUCCAAUCAGCACGCCAUAAAUGUUCAAGAUCUAAAUCUAAAUGAGGUCCUAGCGGAUAGACCUGAAGAAGAAUUAGCAGAAACAAUCACCGAGUCAUAAACCCAGCGCAAGCGCCACGUGAAGCAAUCAACGUGGUAUUGAUAGACCUGAGGAAAUACUCUGGCUCGUUUAAUCGAAACAGCGAGUGGACAUCUUGGAAAGAUGUCCGCUUUAAAUUCAUUGUGUCAAAAGUCGAGACGCGGUUUCCUGCGAACACGAGAGCCUUCGGAGUUGCAACGUCGUCGGUGAAUUAUUACCCGCUAAAUUUACAACGUGUUUAAGUGACGGGAGGUGACGGGGGCAAGGGGCGAGAAAAUGCGAGACAUGGCAUCUAUCUCCGCAAUAAUGGAGUAAUAUUCGAGUGCGCAAGAAUUCGUUUUUCUCAUCGCCCAGCGGAGACAAAACGACGAUGCAAUAAAUAGUGCGAAAAAAAAUAGUGAGAAGUUUCUGCAGGUGUGUACCAUUGUACAUACGUUAAUAUUACGUACGACUCAUACGUUUCUACACGUGACUUUUAUUUCGCGAAAUAAUAGUCUCAAGAGAUAUGUACGUAAAAAGUACUCAUACAAUACAUUAUAAAUACAUAAAAAGUAAAACGUAAAUAAAUGCAAACGUGUUUCGGAUGUCGUUAAGAUUAAAUUUAUAUUAUCUCAAUGCUGUAUAUUUAAUUUUGUUAUAAAUCAUGAUUGUUACAUAUACAUGCGCGUAACACGUGGCGGAAGAAUUCUUUCGAGUAAAUCGUGAACACACAUAUGUUUGACUUGAAUUUAGAGUAGGAAAGGUAUAUGUUUAUAACUUGGGUAAUCCCAAUACUUAUUUCUCAACACACAGAAUAGUAUAUACAAAUGUUGCGUGUAAAUAUAUAUAAUUACAUAAUAAGAAGUAUAUAUAUGUUUAACUUUAAGAUAUAUUUAUGCAUCAAUCUUCUAUUCAUAUCGUGUAUGUGAGCACGUAAAAAUUAUAUAGAUAUUGGAAAUAAAAAAAUGUAUGAAAAGAA
This is a messenger RNA of Dinoponera quadriceps, 1652 nucleotides long. RefSeq names its product CCAAT/enhancer-binding protein gamma (gene Irbp18). Gene Ontology annotation, biological process: DNA-templated transcription; regulation of transcription by RNA polymerase II. The coding region runs from base 344 to 715 and encodes 123 amino acids. The transcript has 4 exons. NCBI's taxonomy places the organism in Eukaryota, Metazoa, Arthropoda, Insecta, Hymenoptera, Formicidae. Gene Ontology annotation, molecular function: RNA polymerase II cis-regulatory region sequence-specific DNA binding; DNA-binding transcription factor activity, RNA polymerase II-specific. The record is from RefSeq and is a predicted model, not a curated record.